This is a messenger RNA of Enhydra lutris kenyoni (northern sea otter), 1506 nucleotides long. Its product is annotated as acyl-CoA synthetase medium chain family member 3. Gene Ontology annotation, molecular function: fatty acid ligase activity; fatty-acyl-CoA synthase activity. The transcript has 11 exons. Bases 150 to 1337 code for a protein of 395 amino acids. Gene Ontology annotation, cellular component: mitochondrial matrix. The record is from RefSeq and is a predicted model, not a curated record. Lineage: Eukaryota; Metazoa; Chordata; Mammalia; Carnivora; Mustelidae. Gene Ontology annotation, biological process: acyl-CoA metabolic process; fatty acid biosynthetic process.
CCAGAACUAACACAGAAGCGAGAGUUCAAGUUUCAGGCCUGCUCUCCCAGGAAACUGGUCUGCCAUCACCUCCAGCUGUGUCGGAAUCCGUCACUUUAAUGAACCGGCUUCUGUAGAAAUCCUGAGUGCUAACACAUCCAGCAAGACUGAUGCUAGCUCUUGUCACCAUGGAGACAUCACUUCUUGCCAAGUGUUUUCAGCGCCUUGCAAUCCCUGGUUCUGUGAGAGUACUACAUAAAGAUUAUAGAACAGUUUCACCUCAGAAUUUUUCCAAUUAUGAAUCUAUGAAACAGGAAUUCAGACUGGAGAUUCCAGAGUAUUUCAACUUUGCUAAAGAUGUCCUGGACGAAUGGACCAAUGUGGAAAAGGCUGGAAAGAGACCUUCCAAUCCAGCCUUCUGGUGGAUAAAUGGAAAUGGAGAAGAAGUGAGAUGGAGUUUUGAGGAACUGGGAUCUUUGUCUAGGAAAUUUGCCAAUAUACUUACAGAAGCCUGUUCCCUGCAAAGAGGAGAUAGAGUAAUUGUGAUUCUUCCCAAGAUCCCAGAAUGGUGGCUUGCAAAUAUAGCCUGUCUGCGAACAGCACCUUCCCUGAGAAGCUAUAAAUUUAAAAGCUUAAAGCACUGUGUGAGUGCUGGUGAACCAAUCAAUCCUGAAGUGACUGAACAAUGGAGAAAAAGGACAGGUCUGGAUAUCUAUGAAGGAUACGGACAGACUGAAACGGUGCUAAUCUGCGGAAAUUUUAAGGGAAUGAAAAUUAAGCCUGGCUCAAUGGGAAAGCCGUCUCCUGCUUUUGAUGUUAAGAUUUUAGAUGUAAAUGGCAAUGUUCUACCUCCUGGACAAGAAGGAGAUAUUGGCAUUCAAGUUCUACCUAACCGACCAUUUGGCCUUUUUGCUCAUUAUAUAGAUAGUCCUACAAAAACAGCUUCAACACUACGAGGCAAUUUCUACAUCACUGGGGACAGGGGCUAUGUGGAUGAAGAUGGCUAUUUCUGGUUUGUUGCAAGAGCAGAUGAUAUCAUAUUGUCCUCUGGUUACAGAAUUGGACCAUUUGAGGUGGAAAGUGCGCUGAUUGAGCAUCCUGCUGUUGUAGAGGCUGCUGUUGUCAGCAGCCCAGACCCCAUCAGGGGAGAGGUAGUAAAGGCUUUUAUUGUUCUGGCCCCUGAUUACAUGUCACAUGAUCAAGAACAACUAAAAAAGGAGAUUCAGGAGCAUGUAAAAAAAACUACAGCACCUUACAAAUAUCCCAGAAAGGUGGAAUUUGUUCAAGAGCUGCCAAAGACUAUCAGCGGGAAGAUCAAAAGAAAUGAACUGAGGAAGAAAGAAUGGGAAACAAUUUAAAUCUGUUCUAUUAUUUAUCACAGUAUCUAUAAAACAAAGAUUCUGUCAAAACCACAAGAGUAUAGGGAGGUGAUGACAAAUGUGGUAAUAUAUUUGUAAGUUGUUGAUUUAAAAUAUCUUGCGGUUGGGACACCUGGCUGGCUCAGUCAGUCGGGAAUGCAACUCUUGA